This is a messenger RNA of Cyanistes caeruleus (blue tit), 2384 nucleotides long. The record is from RefSeq and is a predicted model, not a curated record. NCBI's taxonomy places the organism in Eukaryota, Metazoa, Chordata, Aves, Passeriformes, Paridae.
CAACUCCCAGGCCACGCUGUGGGCACGGCGCAUGUGCAGGCGGCGCCACCUUCUCUCUUCUCGGCUGCCGAGCGGACGGUGUACGCGGUCAAGAUGGCGCUCACCAGUUUUUUGCCAGCUCCAACCCAGCUGUCCCAAGAUCAGCUAGAACUAGAAGAAAGAGCAAGAGCUCAGAGAUCCAGACAGACUGCUCUGGUCUCCUCACGAAGGGAACCUCCCCCAUAUGGUUACCGGAAAGGAUGGAUACCACGGGUGCUAGAGGAUUUUGGAGAUGGGGGUGCUUUCCCAGAAAUUCAUGUGGCCCAAUAUCCAUUGGAUAUGGGCCGAAAAAAGAAAAUGUCCAAUGCUUUGGCAGUUCAGGUGGAUGCAGAAGGAAAGAUAAAAUAUGAUGCAAUUGCUCGACAAGGACAGUCAAAGGACAAGGUACUGUUUCUUCCAAUAUGUCAUCUGGCAUGUAUACUUGAAAAAGUUGUAUGUAUGCAUUGCAUAUACUUGAACUCAUUGAUGACACUUGAGGUCCUAACUAAUUUUGAGGCGAUCAGAGAGGUAUUGUAUGCACUGAUGUGCCUAGUUAGCAGUGGUAAGCUUUAUGUCUUGCAACAGGAUAAGAUGUGCACUGUGGUAUUUUUUCUUCAGAUAACAGAGAAGACAAGAGCAGCCUUGGAGAAAUCAGUCUCCCAAAAAGUUGCAGCAGCCAUGCCUGUUCGAGCUGCUGACAAACUAGCUCCUGCACAGUACAUUCGGUACACACCAUCUCAGCAAGGAGUUGCAUUCAACUCUGGAGCAAAACAGAGAGUUAUUCGGAUGGUGGAAAUGCAGAAGGAUCCCAUGGAGCCUCCAAGAUUCAAAAUUAACAAGAAGAUUCCACGAGGACCACCAUCUCCUCCAGCACCUGUAAUGCACUCUCCAAGUAGAAAGAUGACUGUGAAAGAGCAGCAAGAGUGGAAAAUUCCUCCAUGCAUUUCAAACUGGAAAAAUGCAAAGGGUUACACCAUUCCAUUAGAUAAGCGUCUGGCUGCAGAUGGGAGAGGAUUGCAGACUGUUCAUAUUAAUGAAAACUUCGCCAAACUUGCUGAGGCACUCUAUAUUGCUGACAGAAAGGCUCGUGAGGCAGUAGAGAUGCGUGCCCAGGUGGAGAGGAAGAUGGCUCAGAAGGAAAAGGAGAAACACGAGGAAAAGCUCCGAGAAAUGGCUCAGAAAGCCAGGGAGAGAAGAGCAGGGAUCAAAACCCAUGUUGAAAAAGAGGAUGGAGAAGCUAGAGAAAGAGAUGAAAUCAGACAUGACCGGCGCAAAGAAAGACAGCAUGACAGAAAUCUUUCUCGGGCAGCCCCUGAUAAAAGGUCAAAGCUGCAAAGAAACGAGAACAGAGAUAUCAGUGAAGUUAUUGCCCUGGGGGUCCCCAACCCCAGGCCAUCCAAUGAAAUUCAGUAUGACCAGAGGCUGUUCAACCAGAGCAAGGGUAUGGACAGUGGGUUUGCUGGAGGAGAGGAUGAAAUUUAUAAUGUUUAUGACCAGCCUUGGAGAAGUGGCAAGGAUAUGGCCCAAAACAUCUACAGGCCAAGUAAAAAUGUGGAUAAGGACAUGUAUGGUGAUGAUCUAGAGGCUCGAAUAAAGACUAACAGGUUUGUUCCCGACAAAGAGUUUUCCAACUCGGAUCGUAACACCAGAGGCAGGGGCAGAGAUGGACCAGUUCAGUUUGAAGAGGAUCCAUUUGGUUUGGACAAGUUUCUGGAAGAAGCUAAGCAACAUGGUGGUUCUAAACGGCCAUCAGACAGCAGCCGCCCUAAGGAACAUGAGCAUGAGAGCAAAAAGAGGAGGAAGGACUGAAUGCCUCUGUUCCUUGAGAGGUAGAGAAAUGGACUGCAAGCUUGGACUUCAUGCUAAAGGAUUUUUAAUAUUGGGUGUACAGGAGGACAGCGUUGUAACACAGCAGCUCACAAUUCUGGCCGUGUGGAUAUAUACACACACUUAAUUCGUCUACAUAGGACAGCUACCCAAGGAGACGGAAGACAUGGAGACCACUUUGAAACAUUUCAUAAGGGAAUUAAUUACUGUUUAGCAAGUUCUCCUAUUUUGCUGAUUCCCCAUUGCCCAGCAUCUCAGGGUAAGAAUGUAGCCCCCUUCCUACAGCUUUAGUUUUUGUAGGUAGCUAAAGCUUUGACUUGAUCUGUUAAAAACUUUCCUGCUGUAUAUAAUGAUUGUCUUAUGUUGUAACAGAUGCUGGGGUGUUAAUGAUUCAGUGUUUCAGUGUGGCUAUACAGUUUAUUUGAACAAGGGAGGGGAAACAGCUGGCUUCUGGUUUAAAACAAGUACUCAUUCAUAGUUUCUCAGUAAUCUUUAUUUUAGUUUCUUUAAAUUUAGUGAAAUAAAGCCUCCUUCCAUCA